Molecule: messenger RNA, 3848 nt
Organism: Caenorhabditis sp. 36 PRJEB53466
Lineage: Eukaryota; Metazoa; Nematoda; Chromadorea; Rhabditida; Rhabditidae
Source: the annotation of a GenBank genome assembly
AUGUCCAGUGAAACACUGGAAUUCACCGGAUGCAACUUCUUCCGGCUCAGACUGGCGUACUCAAUUCUCAGUGGACGACCCAUUCGCAUUGUUGACAUCAGAAAAAGCGAUGAUCGGCCUGGAAUUCGAGGUUUUUUGUGCCUUUAGUAUUAGGCCUAAAAACGAAUAUUUACAGACUUCGAAGCUAAACUGAUUGGUCUUUUAGAAAAGGUCACAAACGGCACAAAGGUUGAGAUCAGUCGAACAGGUACACAAGUCAUUUUCCGACCGGGAAUGAUCACUGGGGGAGUCGUGAACGUGGAUUGCGGCAUUAACAGAUGCAUUUCAUACUUCCUCGAACCUCUCAUUCUUCUUUCUCCAUUCUGUAAACUUGCAAUGACGAUCAAAUUAAAAGGUACACACCAGUCAAAUCCAUCUUUCUUCAUAAGCAUUUCAGGAGUUACAAACUCUCCUGGCGAGAUCUCCGUUGACGGAAUCAAAGCUGGUUGGCUCAAAGUGUACAAUAAGUUCGUUUUGAAUGACGAAAAGCUUGAUAUCAAGAUUCAAGCGAGAGGACUGAAGCCGGACGGCGGUGGUGUAGUUGUGUUCACCGCUCCGAUUGUCAAAACACUGCGACCAGUCAAGGUAGGCGAAUAGUUAGCGGAGAGUGCAAUAAACACCGUUUUCAGCGUCAACAAGCUGGAAAGGUCUGCAAGAUCCGUGGACAGGCAUAUGUGACCAAAGUAACGCCUUCACUUGCUUAUCGAAUGAUUGAUUCUGCGAAGAAAGCGAUGCACGGUUACAUAUCGGACGUCUUCAUCGCAGUCGAUCAAAGGAAAGGAGAUGCGGGAGGAGUGUCGCCUGGAUACGGACUGUUCUUGACCGCAGAAACAACCGAAGGAGUCAUCUAUCAAGCGGAAGCCCUCUCAAGACCGAAGGGAGAGGUAGGAGUUCCGAUUCUUCCAGAAGACAUUGGAACCGAAGCUGGACAUGCCCUUCUCCAGCAGAUUUACAUGGGAGGAGCGCUGGACAGCAGUGCCCAAGUGCUCGCGAGCACGUUCAUGACUCUGUGCCCUAAGGACGUCUCCCACUUCUUGUACGGUCCACUCCCAGUCUACAGUGUGCACGUCUUCCGUCAUCUCAAGCAGUUCUUCGAGAUUGAGUUCAAAAUGGAAGACUGGCGCAAUGUUGUGAAAGAGGAGGAAGCGGACAUGCGGAUCGGGAGCGCCGACAAGGUCAUGAUUACAGCCGUCGGAGUGGGCUACAGUAAUCUGAACAAAACCAUUCUUUAGACACUUCUCAAUCGCUUUCUUGUUUUGUUUCUGUUACUUUUUUAUUGUUAUCGUUAUCGUUUUUUUGUUUUUCUUCAGGAAUGAACCUGAAUCUCAAAUUUUUUGAAUUUUUAUCAGAAACGUUUGUAUCCUCACACAAUGUUACCUAUUUUUCGUAAACCGAUUGUGCUAAAUAUUUCAUUCCAGAUGAAACUUUCGCUGUCACUCACAGAGCGCAUGAAGAGAAGCCAGAAAAAAGCAAUGGAAUUCGACUUUGCGACAGUAAGUGGGGAGAAGUUUUCAAAAACUGUAUUAUAUUAUUUCAGUUGGAUGGCGACUUAUGCAAAACGGAGAUCGUGGAGCCAGAAUCGGUGAGCGCCGCGACCCCGUCUGCGGUGUCUCUUCCGUCUAUUACUACCGUACUUCCAUCGGACACCCAUUCAAUUCUUCCAUCGGUUGCACCACCCGUCGCUCCGUCGAAUAAGAAGCAGACUCGCUUGGAGGACUUCUUCAACAGAGGCACGGCUUCAUCGAGUCGAUCUCCUCAUCACGGUAGACACCGCCACCACAACACUCCGAACAAGCAUAUCACUGCGGAGAGAGAGCGCCGAAACACGCGGACGCGUUCGACGAAACCCAAAAAAGCGGAUAAGGUGCCGUCGGGAAGAUCAAAACAAAAGAAGUUCAUGAAAGUCCUUCAUGAGAUCAUUUUGGAAAAGUUGAAGACAGAGAAUGCGAUUCCAAAGAUCGCGUUCCGAAGAGUCGUCCAGCAAAUAAUGGAGACCAACUUUGUAAGUCUCCUAUUUUUUUUGUGCACAACGCUUUUUUCCUUCGUCUGUCGGCUUUCGCACUCUCUCUUUUCAGCCGGAAUACCAAAUCCAGCAAGGCGCUCUCGACGCUCUCCAACUGGAGACGGAGAUGAUGGGAACGAAAAUGUUCAAAUUGAGCGGAAUACUCGCGACGCACGCCAAGAGACAGACUCUCAAAAGGGACGACAUUGUUCUCUUGAAAGAUAUUUUCGAAGUGAACAGAGACGGAUGUCGCUUUGCCAGUUAAUCACUCAUAUUCAUUUCAUAUCACUUCACAUUUACAACCAUUUAUCGACUUCUCACCCAUCACAUCACAUAAUCAGUUUUGAACUUUCACAUUCAUUUUAAACCGGUUUCCAAUAUGAUCUGUUUGCAUUCAAAGUUACGGUUCCCCUGUGUGUAAUUAAUAAACCUAAACGUCUAGAUCGAGUUCUCAAGUUGCAUGUGUGGUUGUUUUCCACUUUAUACGUAUUCAAUCCGUUCAUGAAAUACAUCCAACUUAUUUCCAGAUCUGAGAAUGAGCAGUCUGAUGGACGCGGAAGUCUGGGACUUCUUCUGCAAACGGCUUCCACUAUCAGAAGAGGGGAUUCAAGAGGAAAAAGAUGCUGACUCGGAAUUGGAAUGGAUCAUUCAGGUAUUCAUGUCCUAUAAUCCAAUUCUCACAUUUUAUUUCAGACCGAGCAAAUGCAAUUGAAUCUGAUCAGUGCGACCGUCUCUAGGUUGGAAGACACUGAAGUACUCGUGAAAAUUCCCCUGAUGACCAACAUUUUCGAGUUGACCCUCCGGAAAUCUGACGAUUUUCCGAAUUCACCGCCGGCUCUCCGAGCGGAAUACGUCGAUGGAUUCGAUUCAUUCGCUUGGAAUAAAAACUCGUCGCUCCUUGAGCUGACAGAGAAGUUCAUUGAUUUCUGUCGAUCAGUCGACGAGGCAAUUCUGGAAAUCAAAGAUGCGGGCACGGAUGGGUUCGAAGUGACUGAAAUGGGCAUCGAUGAGGACGAAAGCACGCAUCUGAUGGUGCGGAUAAAGCGAACCGAUACGAGGAAUUUCUGCAAAUGUCAAUUGAUAUUGAAGAUUUUCGAAGCUUUCCGCGCAUUCUCAGGUGUUCGAAUCCAUCGAGAACGGCCAGUUUUGAUUGUGAAAAGUGGAUUAGUGACGACAAGUUGGUGACGAAUUUGCGGAGGUUAUUCGGAGAACUCAAGGACGAGACGGCGAUUCAGAUGGAGCAGACUGUCGUUAUAGCUCAGAAGGAUUCAUUUGAUGAUGAAAUGAUGGAUUUUAUUUGAAAAAAAAAGAUAUUUAAAGAAUCACUUUUCCUCGUUCAUUCCUCCGUUUUCUGGUUUCACCGCCAUCUAAAUUUCUUCUCUACAAUUCCUUUUUUCCUCAUUUGAAUGUUAUUCAGAAGAUGUCGUACACAGUCGGACCCGUACCGAAAAAUGAUCUCGAGAAGAAAGAAAUACACUCGAUUCCGUGCCGUCUCCAGUACACAGGACCCGCAGAAGUUUCCGGAAACUUCAUACGAGAGCAAGUGGAAGGAGAAAAGUGCGAGCGAGGAAUGUUCAGAGGGCGAGGACUAGAAGGAGCCGAUUGGAAGGCUCCCGAGGGAUACACAAUCACAGUUCUCAAAGAGAGAAAAGGACCGAAAGGAGUGAUGUUGGACAUAGAGAGCCGUCCAGAGAGCAUCAAAGUCUGGCAGUGGGACCGCACGUGCGGUGAGGACAAUGCGGACCGAACGGCGAUCGGCCGCGCGUCUGCGUAUCUCCGUAUUGCACAGUCCCUCGUCGACGACUAA